AUGAUUAAUUUUUCGAUUGUCGCCGGUGUUCUCAAAGUCGGGGUCAAAACCCCUUCUUCUCCCCGUUCUUCUGUUGCAGCGAUGUCACCGGACCACCACCCCUCCGCUGUGGAAGCUGGGAAUCACGAAACUGAUGCGGUCAUUGCUUCCGUUGCUACUGAAGACGAAAAACCUCCUCCUCUCCUAAUUUCUCUCCACGUGACUACGUCACCGCUGCCGUCCGGAGGACCACCAUGGCAGUCGGCCAUGGUGGCUGCCACUGUUAACGAAGCUGCUGUCGCCGUUUCUUGUGCUACUGCCGUCGCCGCCCACCAUAGAACUGGUGGUUGCCGCCAUUGGCCGCUGUGUCGGGUGGCGGUGUGCUUUGAUUGUGGUUGGACCUCGUUUGGGGGAUGUUUGGACAAUAUCAGAACAAUGAAACCCUAA
Lactuca saligna is the source of this 426-nucleotide messenger RNA. The record is from the annotation of a GenBank genome assembly. Lineage: Eukaryota; Viridiplantae; Streptophyta; Magnoliopsida; Asterales; Asteraceae.